AUUCGAAAAAAAAAUAUUGACCAAUAACUGGUCGAAAUUAUCUCAAGCAGCAUGCCGCCAUUUUGCAAGACAACAAACUAAAGAAGUAUUAUUGAGGAUUCAUUUACGUACACAGAAGUAAAAUUAUUUCUUACUUUUACGUCACAAAGCAGAAUCAAGGAUGUCGGUGAUAAUUCGACUUCAGGGAUUGUCGUGGUCUGCAAGUGCGAUGGAUAUACGAAAUUUCUUCAAAGGCCUUAGUAUUCCUCCUGGGGGUGUGCGUAUUAUUGGUGGAGACAAUGGGGAUGCCUUUAUAGCAUUUUCAACGGACGAGGAUGCCCGACAGGCAAUGAUGCUUACUAAUAAACCACUUAACGAUAGCCCAGUACAAUUAUUUUUGAGUAGUAAAACUGAAAUGCAGAAUACAAUCUCGCAAGCGAAGGAUAAAUCCACAAGCGUUACUUUAACAGAUGCAACGCCAAUGAAUAAUGAAACUACGUUAAGUCAACAAAUACCUUCAGUUCAACAAAUAUCUCGUGCUUUCCCUGCUGUAGGACAAAUAAUGGGAACAUUGGGUAUUCAACCGCCACAGUCCAUGCAUACCAAUCAGCCUGGAAGUGGAAACCAACAAAGUAUCACGCCUCAUGGAACACUACAACAACCAUCUGGAGUAUUUGGUUUUAUAAAUAAGCAACAGCAAAACGUCCAAUCGAACGUUGGCAAACAGUUUGAACAUGAUUUACCGGGUGAAUAUUCUGUUGGUGGAUUUCAAGGAAUAAAUAAACAGUCUGAAAUCAAACCAAAUAACUUAGGGCAAUACGGUAUGGUUGGAAAAUUAGAAAGUCAUUUUCAUACAAAUGAGAUGAGAAAUGAGCUGCAUCCAGGAAAUAAGAAUGCAACUACUGUUCAAAAUACUUUUAGCAACCCAGGCCCUCAGAAUAAUUUUCAUGGUGAAGUUUAUUUCCCACAAAAGCUUGACAUGCACGCAACUGUAUCUCAAAGUCAAUCAUGGGAAAGUAAUUUUCAACAGAAAAAUCUAAAUCAAAACAGUCAAAACACCCCAUAUGUAAACCCGUCUAGAAGCUCUAGUGGUCAUGGUAAUAUUUUUCAAAGUGACCAAAUGCACAUUAAUAAAAAUAUUGGAGGUCAUGGUAAACAAUUAAAAAUGGAACAUUUUGACAAUUUACCAAAUUUUGCUAAUCUUGUAACUAAUGCGAAAAUAUCUGAACACGCUAAUUUUCCGCAAAUUGGCAGACAAGGUGGCCCAAAUAUUCCACCAGGUAAUGCUAACUUUCCGACAAGCAGCAUGCCAUUUGAUCCUCAUUUUCCACCUGGUAACAGAUCAAAUGACCCAUACAAUCCUCCAAGCGACGUUUAUUUGAAGAAUCAACCUAAUCUUUCAGCUGAGUCGAGAUUUUCACAAGGUGUUGUUGAUAGGCAGUCAAAUGUUGAGUCAUCACUUCGUCAGAAUUUCCCCGUUUUAAGUCCUCAAGAUAAUACCAAGUUGCCUGCAACAAGUCGUUCAUUUGAUCAAACUUUUACAAAGUCGGGAAUGACAGAGACAUCCGCUGUGACACCAAAGUCACGCCAAUCAAGGUUUUCUCCGGCAAACAUGGCAACAAAAGGUCCAUCUGACUCAUUGUCUCAACCAAAGGUUGCAAGUAGUCUGACUGGAUCAACUAUAUGUAGCACUAGUGAGAAAAAAGAUAAAAUUGAUCAAGGGAGGUGUCUCACGUCAGGUAAAAGUGCUGGGAACUUAGUUUUAUCAAAUAAGCAAGAUGAGUUCGGUAGAAAUCUUCCAUUUGCUGGACGUGAUAGUAAAUUAAGCGAUUCUUCAAGAACUCCAACGCGAGAUGAGAAGUUGGAAGAGACCAGUCAAAAAGAUAAGAUAACUAAUUCACGUUUCAGAGAAUCGAACAGAACAAGUAGCCGAGAGAGAGACAGGUCGCGUGACCGAUCAAAUCGGCGUGAUAGCCCUCGCGAUAGACGAGAGAGGGACCGUGAACGACCUCGAAGGGACCGAGAUGAUGAAAGAAGGUCAAGAAGAGAUAGAGAUCGAGAUAAUGACAGAAAAACACGAGAUCGUGACAACGAAAGAUAUGAUAGGAGCCGAGAUAGGGACCCUAGAAGAAGUCCAUCAAUUAAUUCAAUUCGAAAGACAAGAAAGAGGUCUUUGUCGCCAACGGAUAAAAACAAAUACGAGAAAGAAAAGAAAUUCCAAACAGAAAAGUCUGAACCAGAAAAGAAAGACCAAAUUGAAAAGCGCGAACCUUUAAAUGUUACAGCUAAGGAAAUGGCUGCAAAUAAAGAAGAAAGGUCUGCAAUCCCUCCCAAUUAUGGUAUUUCCUCAUUGAAAGAUACAGAAAAGAAAAAUAGUAAUGGCAUACAAGCAUUAUUCCCAGUUGUUCCACCAUCAAAACCAAGCAAAGGCUUACUUGGUGAAGCACCAGCUGCAUUGACAGGAUUUGGCAAUAGAAACAUGGUUCAGCACGGAGGUCCUCUUUUAGAUACACCUGUGGGUCAUGUGACUAAUGAUUCAAGAAUGGACGAGUUUAAACCUAAAUUUGGUUUCAGAGAGGAUAAAAUUCUACAUUCAGCUAUGGAUAUAAGCUCUCAUCCAACGGAUAUGUUUGGUGGUCAAAGUAGGGAUGAACACCCAGAAGCAUAUGAAUAUGACAAUUCACGUGAGAUGUUUGGGCAGCAAAAAAGAGAUCGAUCGAAAAAUGAUGAAAAUUACCGAGAUCCGUAUUACCUGAGAGAUGAUGACUUAAAUAGAGACAAAUACCCAGAGCGGUUUAGACAUCCGCUUUUCUUUAACAGAAACCAACAUGACAUGAAUGUACAACCAAAUAAGGCGGGGUCAUUUGAGCAUAUAGAUAGGGAACAUACUUUUGAUGAUCGUCGGCCACCAGGCUUUAAAGGAAUAAAUCGAAGCCAAGAAAAUUUGUUCGAUAACAAUUUAAACCGUACACCUUUUUUUCAAAGAAAUCAAGAUUUCCAGGGUCGUCCUAGCCUUUUAGGUGAUGGCGGAGUCCAACAUGAAUUUAGAGAGCGACACAGAGAAGAGUCUGAGUUUCAUGAAUUUCAGAGAUCGGCAAAUGAAAUGCCAGGUCUGUUUGAUGAUAUUCAAGACAGAAAGAGACCUGACUAUCCAAGAAAUGAAAGAGGUUUGCCGUUACAAAGGGGUCCUGAAAAUUUGUUUCGAAAUGAGCCUUCUUUUGGGCAUACACGCGAUACGUUUGGAAGGGAUGAUCAAAAUGAAAUUCACAGAGGUGGAAAUGAUCCAAAUUUUUAUGAAAUUGGAGGUCCACAUGAUGAACGUUUUAAUCCUGAACAAGCAGGGUUUAGAAAUAUCCGGCCACCAUUAAGAGGACGAGGUUUUAGAGGACACGGAUUUAAUAACAUGCGUGGAGGGUUUAAUGGUCCACCAAACCGCUUCGAUUCCCAAGAAGAUAGAGGAAAGGGUCAUUUUGAGCAGGAAAGGGGAAAUCGUUUUUCAAACAUUGAAGAACAACCAUUGAAUAUUGAAAGAAGGGAUUUUGACAGAUUAGAUAGGCAUGAUAAUAGAUCUUUCGAAAGGUACCAAGAUCGGAGAAGCGGAGAAGGUAGAUCAAAGGAACAAGAUAGAAAUGAUAAAAACAUUGAAAGUCAUGGAGACAGAUUUGAAAGAGAUCGUUCUAAAUAUGCAGCUGGAAGGGGAAAUGAAACUGGCGAAAAUCGAAAUAGAGAUGGGAAGAGUAGUAUUGAUGAAUCGUCUACCUCACUUGAAUCAAAAGUAAACGAUAAAAAUCAGUAUGAGACGAUAUCUUCUGAGAAAAAUUUUGUAUCUAUGAUAGAGCCAGAACUUAUGAAGAAAAAUGCGUUGUGUUCAGUUGUAUUAGAAAACAUUCCUGUUGAAACAACUUACAAGGAUAUUCGCAAACUUUUUGCAGGUUUGGAGCUGUCUAAAGAUGGGAUCAAGAUUAUAAACGACAACGAAGGGAAACGUAUCGGAAAAGCAUAUGUAAGGUUUGGGACUCAAGAAUCCUUCAAGAAAGGACUGCAGAAAGAUAGAAGUAGGUUAGGAAAUAAAGUCAUUGUUAUCAAACCUGUUCCUAGGAGAAGUUUUGAUAGUGCUAUUGAUUCAUAUCUCCCACCUGAUGAUGACGAUGACGUAACACCGGAUAUUGACAUGUGUAAUUCAUUAAGCGCAACUUUAAGGGCAUUGAAAGGUGAACCAGAAUUAAAACUUCAAAAGAAGUCAACAGCGUCUCAAAAUGACUUAGUUGUAAAGAUCACACUCUUACCAGAAUAUGCCAAAGUUCAGAACAUAAAGUCAUACUUUCAAAACGAUUUUAAAAUUGCCAACAAUGGUGAAGCGAUAGUUAUUGAGUCAAGCCGUUUUAAGGCAUGUACUGGGUUGUGUUAUGUAGAGUUUGCAGACGAAAAGUCAUUCCAAAAAGCUAUUGAUCUGAACCGAAUGUUUGAAAGAAAGACUAUCAAAAUAGCAAAAGGAAGUAAAAAGGAUAUGGAUGAACUACGUGAUAAAAUGAAAAAUAAUGCACCUGUUGAUAAAGACGCUAAUAGUAAUGUCAAAGAUGCAGAAAAUAAAAGUAAGGAAGUCUCAAGUUCAGAUUCAAAAGCCACUAGUGCCUCUAAUUCUGAACAGUCGAAACCAUCAUCUCCUGUAAAGUUAUCUCCAGCAUGUAUUUGUGUUCGGGUGCAAAAUAUUCCAAAAUCAUUGAAAGUGUUUGAAUUACGCAAUUUAUUUGAAGGAGUGGGUGUUAAUGUACGAGUAGCUCAGAUUUGUCAUGAUGCAGUUGGUAAAGCUAUUGGUGAGGGUUAUUUAGAAUUCACUUCAAAUGUAGAGGUGCAAAAAUGCUUAGUUAAAAAUGGAACUUUCAUUAACAAAAAUAAGAUAACAGUUUUACCUGUAACUAAACCGGAAAUGAUCGAGAAUAUGCGUUUGCUGAGACAAUCUUUACAACCAGAAACCCCGACUUCGCAAGCUGUUUUCUACUAUGUGAAAGCCGAACAGUUGCCAAAGAAUGUCUCUACAGGGGAAAUCAUGAACUUUUUCUCAGGAUAUAACCCUGCACCUGAAUCCAUCAGAUUGAAUAUAGGUGAAAAUAAAGAUCAACCCAACUGCAGUACUGCUCUUGUUGGGUUUCGUUCACGUGGAGAAGCAGAGAGAGCGAUAGCCGCAACAAAUGGAAACAUUCUAAGAAACCAGACCAUUAAGCUUUCAAAAGUAGUUCUUUAAGGUACAUGAAAUUACACGAUGAAAAACGAGUUGCCAGUGAACACAAAUCAGAGUAAAAACUGAUGUUUUUCCGUACUUAAAGAUAAAGAAGAAAUAGUGCAUAAAAAUUAUUAUAUUGUGAAAGACAUUUAAAUAAUGUACACACAGGAGUCUGUCGACUCGAUUUUCAAGGAAAUAGUAAAACUGGUAUUUAAUUGUUCAUAAAUUCAUUUAUGUAUAUGCUCAUUGUAUAUAUAUUAAAACUAUAUGUUUUGAUCAAUGGCGUACUGAGUACUUGCCAUUCUUUACAUUACAUGAAAAGGCAACAUGUUGAGAGAAAGUAGUUAGUUUGAACUUUUGCCUUUGUAAGUGAUUUUUAAGCUGACUAUUAACUGUGUACUUCAUUUUACAUAAUCCGUUUAGUCAAAAUGUCUUUAUUCAGCUCAAGUAGUAUAACGUUUGAUUUGUCUAAUGACAGUUGAUUUUUGUGUUUGUUUUUAACUUUAUAAAUGGAGAUAAAUUUGCAAGAAAGCACAUUUCAUAGUGGUCCAAUGUCUAAAAUUAACGUAUUUAUAGAAUCAUUCAUUUAUAUUUUUUCUCCAAAGCCUUCGUCUCUAGACAGUGUAUAAUUAUGUAAAUAAUGUAAAUGAGUUUUUAUAAUUGUAUGAUAUUUGAGCAGUUUCACAAGAAAGUAUCAACAUUUCCGUAUAUGCUUUUGCAAUUCAUUUCAUUUAUAUUUUCAAUUAAUAAGAAAAUGUGACAUUCUUACGUUGUUAUAUUGUUGUGUAUACCUGAUGAAAAGUGCAUUGCCAUGCAUUACCUUGGUAAAAGGAUAACAAUGUUACAGUGUAAUAAACAUUAAAUAUGUUUGUACAUA
Messenger RNA from Ruditapes philippinarum (Manila clam), 6077 nucleotides. RefSeq lists its product as uncharacterized. Lineage: Eukaryota; Metazoa; Mollusca; Bivalvia; Venerida; Veneridae. Gene Ontology annotation, biological process: regulation of RNA splicing. Gene Ontology annotation, molecular function: RNA binding. Gene Ontology annotation, cellular component: nucleoplasm; ribonucleoprotein complex. Bases 161 to 5221 code for a protein of 1686 amino acids. The record is from RefSeq and is a predicted model, not a curated record. The transcript has 3 exons.